GCAAGAAAAUUUUAUAAACUCAUCAUAGAAAAAGAAGCAAACUUUCAUGACUCUGUCAUUACAAUUAAAUCCAACUAUACUAACAUGGCAUGCAAAGGAACAUUAUAAUUAACCAGUCAACAACCAUAGACUAUCUACUCGACCCCGCACCUAUUAAAACGGACUCUAACAAGUGUUAUCCCUCACCUAUGGAAUUGCUCCUGAAAAUUCAGUUGCCUGAAUCCUGAAAACUUGGUCUCCAUCAAGUAAUAACAGAAACAGACUUUCUUUGCCAAGCUGCAAACCUUUCUCUCCAUUGCCGGCCAGGUGCACAAUAGUCUGAGUAAGCCUUUGAACAUCAAUAUCCCUAUGGACAUAGCCUCCAAACUCACAUUGCUGGUUGGCAUACUUCUCGCUUUGGUCCUACUCACCCAUGCUCAAUCAUGCUCAAAUUUUACCUUUCCAAAUAACCAAGUCUUUGAUUCCUGCAUCGACCUUCCGUCGCUGCAAGCUCAACUCCACUGGAACUACUCUGCCUCCACAAGAAGCAUUCACAUAGCAUACAAAACCAACCAAGCCCCUACGGGAUGGAUUGCAUGGGCAAUCAACCCAACUGGAACAGGCAUGGUUGGAUCACAGGCAGUAGUUGCUUUUCAAAAUUCUGAUGGAAGCAUGACUGCUUAUCCAACUCCAGUAACCAGUAUGAACCCAUCAAUGCAACCUGAUACUCUCAGCUUUAAGGUUUCCAACAUCUCUGCAACCUAUUAUAACAAUGAGAUGACCAUCUUUGCUAUUGUUGGCCCACUAGAAAAUGGAACUACUGUUAAUCAUGUCUGGCAGGCUGGUGAUUCAGUUUCAAAUGGCAUCCCUCAGGCUCAUGCACUUUCAGGACCAAAUCUUCAAUCAAUGGGAAGAAUAAGUUUUCUUUCAUGAUAGAAGCAGACAGUGGUAGAGGCCAGAAUUCCAGCAUGUCCACGCACAUGUUUACCCCUCUGUGUCAGUAUAUCCACAAAUAUUCAAGAACUCUGGUCAGUUGUUCUGUCAUCAACCUCAUUAUGAGUAAAAUGUUUUUUGUCUUUGUAAGCAAUAUAAUAGCUUAUGUUCUGUGGAUGUGUUUAAUUUCAGAAUGAAUGGGAAAGGAGUCGAGUAGCUAUUCAAUGACUAAUGAAUAGCUAUUCCUCACUUGCAUUUGAAACUUGUACCUCAAAAAUUUUACAAAAUUUACUGUGUUUAAUAAUUAUUAUACAGUUUAAACUUUAA
Manihot esculenta (cassava) is the source of this 1239-nucleotide messenger RNA. RefSeq names its product cytochrome b561 and DOMON domain-containing protein At5g47530. Lineage: Eukaryota; Viridiplantae; Streptophyta; Magnoliopsida; Malpighiales; Euphorbiaceae. The transcript has a single exon. The record is from RefSeq and is a predicted model, not a curated record. Bases 349 to 912 code for a protein of 187 amino acids.